Molecule: messenger RNA, 2044 nt
Organism: Pistacia vera
Lineage: Eukaryota; Viridiplantae; Streptophyta; Magnoliopsida; Sapindales; Anacardiaceae
Product: zinc finger protein VAR3, chloroplastic-like
Exons: 6
Coding region: 94-1695 (533 amino acids)
Cellular component (GO): cytoplasm
Molecular function (GO): mRNA binding
Source: RefSeq, a predicted model, not a curated record
AAUAUAACUCAUUCUUUAAACCUCACAAAACUUACGAUAGCAGUUAAGUUCUGUAACAUUCCUGCCAAUAUAACCACAUACAAGAAUAAAAAAAUGCAGAAACUCUUCAAAACCAGCCAUGGAUAUCUCUAUCAUUUCCUCAAAAAGAACCCUACAUUUGUCGUACCCAUUUCACAUCUCCACACCUCCACUCAAACCCUUGACUCAGAUUCGAGGGUCGGCUUUAUUUUCAAUGAACUGGAAGAGAUACAAUCCUCAAACCCAAAUGCCAGAUCAUCAUCACAGGCCCAAGAACUGUCCAUUUUUAGUGAAAGAAAUGAAGAAUUGGAAUCAACGGUUCAGAUUUCACAUCCGUGGCCAGAGUGGGUGGACUUGAUGGAAUGUUUGUUGAAAAAAAGGUACUUUGAUGGAGAUGGAAACCCUUUUAACAGUAAAAGUGAUGAGCUGGGUUCGAAGGAAGCAAAUUGCAUUCGUACUGCAUGCCUUAAUUUUGCCCGGGAUCGCUUUAGUCUUAUAAGGUAUUUCUCAAGGAAAAAUAUUCAAAUAAUUGCUGGAUGCGGAUGCCCAAGUAUAGACAGGAAAGUUGUAAACUCAGGGAAGCGUCUAAGGGCACAUGUGGGCAUUGACGAAGGAAAUGUUUGCAGCUCCUGCAACUUGAGGGGAAACUGUGAGAGGGCAUAUGUUAAGGCACGUGAAGAUGAAGGUGGACGAACAGUGGAUGUUAUGCGUAUUUUGUUAACAUAUGGGCUUGAUCCCAUUACUGGUACCGUGGAGAACAAGCCAUGUCUAAACAAAUUGGUUAAAGAAGCAGUGAGAAGGCUGCUGAAAGAAAUGGUGGAGUGUAGCACCAAGGAACCUGACUCCAAGCUCUCAAGUGAUGGACCCUUGAAAGAGAGGGGACCAGUUCAAGAUCAUUUAAGUCCACAAGGAAGCCACAUAAAUGUUCCAAUGAAGCAAGGAGAUUGGCGUUGCCCCACAUGUAACUUCCUAAAUUUUGCAAGAAAUAUUAGGUGCUUGCGCUGUGAUGGUUUAUUUCUGGAUAGACUUAGGCAACUGAGGGAGGAUCAGGAUCACCUUCCACUGAAGAAGGGGGACUGGAUUUGUGAUAAAUGUAAUUUCUUGAACUUUGCAAAGAAUACAAGAUGCCUGCAAUGCAAAGAAAAUCCACCAAAGCGGAAACUCAAUCCCGGGGAGUGGGAAUGUGAAUCGUGCAACUAUAUCAAUUUCAGAAGAAACAUGGUUUGCUUGAAAUGUGAUCAUAGACGACUAAAAUCAUCUACUGCACCCAACACUUCUGCUCAAUCACAAUAUGGAAAUGGAGGCUAUCAGAAUCGUGGUGGAUUAAAGGGUAUAAAUGAUAAAAAUGAACUGAAUUACCAUAAUCAAGUUGGGCAAGAUAGACAAAGUCAAAACAUAGGUGCAGAUAUGUGGAGAUUUGUGGAGGAAGAGAGUGAAGACGAUGAUCAAUCAAAUUCUAGAUUUGUUGAUUUUCCCAUUGCAGGAGGUAAGAGUGAAUUGUCUCGGAAUCCAAAAAUCAGAGAAAAAUGGAAGCUUGAGAUAUUGGAAAGGAAAAGAGGGACAGUGAGUAGUACAAGAGAAAAUGACGAUUCUAAUGCUACUUUUAGCCAGAGAAGGUCGGACUUCAUUGAAUCUACUGAUGACGAAGACAUGGCUGGAUGGUUUGGGCAUAAAUAAAAGACAGAAACCGAAUGAUCAAUCUGUAAUGAAAAUUAUCCAGAUUGGCUAAAAAGAAAUGCAUUUAUUGUCAAAAACAUAGCAGUUUAUAGCGAUGGUUUGAUUAAAUUUACUGGUCCCAAGUUACUAUUUGUCUUUGCAAAUCAAGCUUCGUUGGCUCUCUGCUGUCAUGAACAAACCACAGAGAAAUGAAAGCUCACCAUGUUAACACCCAGUUGCUUCUCAUUGCAACUUGAAUACUGUCACUGUAUACACCAGUUUGUACAAGACACGAAUCUUAAAAGUAAAUUCUUGGAUGAAAUUAUAGCUUGAAAAUCUCAGUCAGAUUUUAAUUCCUUCGAUGCGUCUG